Tetrahymena thermophila SB210 is the source of this 1530-nucleotide messenger RNA. RefSeq lists its product as hypothetical. NCBI's taxonomy places the organism in Eukaryota, Ciliophora, Oligohymenophorea, Hymenostomatida, Tetrahymenidae. The record is from RefSeq and is a predicted model, not a curated record. The transcript has a single exon.
AUGACAGAAUAAUAUUUUAGUUCUAAUAUUGAUGAAGUAGAUACAGUUGAGGAUAAACUGAUACACCUCAAAAUUGAAUCUUUAAGUGAACUUCAACUGAAGAGUCUUGAAAAUGAAGCUUAAAAAUUCUAGUCUAACAAAUAGAUUACAAUAUCUUUCAAAAAAUCUUCAGUUUCUAUUGCAAAGAAUUAAAUCAACCUUUUCACUGAUAUCAUAUUAAAGAAUACUUAAUUUGAAUCACUUCAUAUAAAAAAUAGGUAUUCUAAUGGAUCUUAAUAGAAUGUUUUGAGUAUCCUUCAGCAAACAGAUAAGGAGCGCAUAUAGAAGCUUUUAUUAGACUUUAAGAAGAAUGACUUGAAUUAGGAAGAAGCAGAAACCUUAAACCAAGAAAUAUCUAGCUUAGUUAAUCUUUAAGAGUUAUAAUUGAUCAUUUCUUGGCAUACUUGUUCAUCAUUUUAUUUAGACUCUCUUAAAAAUUUAAGAAAAUGCAGUAAACUUCAUAAGUUAACUAUUUCACUAGAAAAAACUCCUAUCGGAUCAGCAGAUUUAGAGAAACUUAUAAAAUAGGUAUCUGAAAUAGAACAAUUGAAGUCAUUAAAACUCAAAAUCAACGGAGAUUAAUUGAACAUAUCUGAUUCUCAUAUUCUUAAAAUAAUUCCUUCUAAACUGUUAAAUUUAGAAGAAUUGAGUAUAAUGGUAGACCGUAGCACUAUAUAAAAUACACUAACUAAAGGUGAUAUGGAAUUGGAAGAAGAGCAAAUUUAAAACUCUAACCUAAAGAAACUAGUCUUACAUGAAAAUUUUGAUGAAGAUUUAUAGGAAUGUCAAACACAAAGCUUAUAAUUUGGUUUUAAUUUAUUAAAUUCCUAUCCAAAUCUUAGAAAGUUGAAUCUUAAUUUACAUAAUUUGACAGAAUCAGAUUAUAUGCAGUAUUAUUAAUCAAUUAGUAAGUAGAAUUAAUUGGAAGAUCUGCAAAUAUCUUUUAAGAAUAAUUAAUAAAAUGAAAAACUAGCUUAAGAAUUUUAAAAUAGUUUAUCUCAUUUAAAAUUACUCAAAAAAUUGAAUCUUUCAGUUGAUUUAGUAUAGGAUUUUACACAUUUCUACUUACCAAAAAUUUUAUAAAACUGUGUCUAAAUUUUUGAUUUGUAGCUUUAAGUUGUUUCUUUUAACUUCGAUGAAAACUCAUAGAAACAGCUUUUUGAUAUUUUACCUAAUUUAGCAAACUUAUAAAAUUUGAAAUUGCUAUUCCCUGCUGACGUUUAGAAGACCCUACCUUUAAGCUUUACAAAAUCCAUAAGCAAAUGCUUAAAUCUAUAGAAUUUAGAGCUAAAUUUAAAAGGUGGUGAUGCUAUAAACAAAUAAAAAAUUAAAAUCCGACUAACAGAUCCAGGAAAUCAAUAUAAAGUGUAUAGAUACAAGGAUUUCAGAAGUUUUUUUAACCAUUUACAAACAGUUCUCUUCAAAUAAAGAAUAACUAAAUCUUUACAUUUUUUUAAAGCUCCUAAGUUAGUUUCUUAUCAAAUCCUUUGA